AGCGUACACGGACUUAGUGGUUGCAAUAAGACUGAUUUUGCUGCCGCGCUUUCAUACCGUACUCGAGAGCAGCAUCCAUGCAUGCACAGCACAUUGAGCGAAACUACCCAUUUGGAAUUGGCAGCCAGGCGCCAAUCACUCUUCAGUACUUACGUUCUCUUCAGUCUUAGAAGAUCCCACCAAUUUUACUCUUAUUCUUUUGCCUUCUUUAAAAAGGGGCUAAUUUUGGAAAGGCAGUGUUAGCACUAAUCACUGCAAGAUCAAGAGCCUUGACGUCACUCUCUCGUUUAUGACAGUCACCAUGUUGACGGCUCAUGAUACCAUGAUUCCCGAAUGACUUGGUUUGCUUCACUCAGUUGACAUCUAAGAACGAUUCCUGGACGAUUCCUCCCCAAUCCACCGAGUUGCACUUAGAAAGAUACUUCCCAGGCUCAAAUGCCGUCUCUCAUGCCCUUCCGCACCGCACUGCGCACGCCAGCUACAGCGCACAUUUUACCUAUGCGCUGUACCCAGAGUUUCCAAACUUCGCAAACAACAUGCAUGGCCUAUAAAGACGAUCAGAACCGGGAAUCACUUAAACCAAAAGCGCACGACAACACAAUAUCUGGAACAGACGACGAAGCAGCCGCCAACGAGGAUGCGGCCUUCAACCCAGAGAAGACAUCACCGGAGACUGCGAAGGACACCAUGGGCAAAGGUGGUGGUGUUGGUAAUCCGCUAGAGUUUAGCCCAGCCAAUAAGGAAAUGGCUCGGGGAGGUCAGGGCCAUGCGGAUGGUAAGCCUCAGGCCGGCGACAACAGUAAAAGCAGCGGUGGCAGCAGCACCUCGAAGGGUAAAUAACGUUAAGAGACCUAGUGUUGAGUGUUAGUGUUUAAAAGAGGACGCUUUUGUUCAAGAGUAAAGCAGAGGACUGUUCGCGACGUCAUUCCGUCUGUUUUGCAUUGUAAAACAUUCCAUUAAGAGAUGGGAUAUGAUACCUG
This is a messenger RNA of Truncatella angustata, 980 nucleotides long. RefSeq lists its product as uncharacterized. The record is from RefSeq and is a predicted model, not a curated record. The coding region runs from base 436 to 840 and encodes 134 amino acids. NCBI's taxonomy places the organism in Eukaryota, Fungi, Ascomycota, Sordariomycetes, Amphisphaeriales, Sporocadaceae. The transcript has a single exon.